AGAAGUCUGCUGUACCUAGUCAGAUGCAGCGGGUGGGGGUUUGGAAAACGUCUGGAGUGUGUCAUCAUCCUCCAGAAUUAUAAAUUCGGGUGCUUUUCAGAAAUGCGGCAGGAAAUCCAAUCGACUUAGCCUCUUUCUUUUCUCUUCCCGUGGAGCAACCAAACCCGGAGUCGCAGGUGGGGGAGGGAGGAGACAGAAAAUAGCCGAGGACUGUAUGAACCAUGGCUGGAGACAGCGAUCAAACGGUGCAGAACCACAAGUCCCGCAAACCAUUUCUAAUCGGGGUCGGAGGGGGCACCGCCAGCGGCAAAUCCUCAGUUUGUGCAAAAAUAGUUCAGCUACUUGGCCAAAAUGAAAUCGAUCAUCAUAAGCGGCAGGUGGUUAUUGUGAGUCAAGACAGCUUUUACCAAGUGUUAACAGCUGAACAGAAAGGAAAAGCAAUGAAAGGCCAAUUUAACUUCGAUCAUCCAGAUGCUUUUGAUAAUGAAUUAAUAUUGAACACCCUGAGGGAUAUUGUUGAAGGCAAAACAGUUGAGAUUCCCGUCUAUGACUUUGUUUCACAUUCCAGAAAAUCUGAGACGGUUACUGUUUACCCAGCAGACGUGGUGCUUUUUGAAGGUAUCUUGGCCUUUUAUGUGCAGGAGAUCCGAGACAUGUUUCAGAUGAAGCUCUUUGUGGAUACUGAUGCAGACACCCGGCUAUCACGCAGAGUAUUAAGAGACAUCAGUGAAAGACAACGGGACCUGGAACAAAUUUUAACACAGUAUAUAACAUUUGUGAAGCCAGCUUUUGAAGAAUUCUGUCUCCCAACUAAAAAGUAUGCAGAUGUCAUCAUUCCAAGAGGAGCAGAAAACUUGGUUGCCAUAAACUUGAUAGUGCAACAUAUCCAAGAUCUUCUCAAUGGUGGGCUGAGCAAACGUCAGAAUGGUUAUUUGAAUGGCUACACUCUAUCAUGCAAGAGAGACACAUCGGACUCCAACAGCAGACCACACUGACUGAAGGCCAAGCAGUAGAAAUCCUCUACUGAAAUUUAGCAUUGACUUUAAAUAUUUACUGUUUAUGGGAAGGGCAAAUUAGUUAAGGCCUUAUAAUAAUUGAUCAAAACAAAAUUACAUUUUUCUUCUGGUGACAAUACAACAUUUUUCAGCAUUUAUUUUUG
Messenger RNA from Hemiscyllium ocellatum (epaulette shark), 1159 nucleotides. RefSeq names its product uridine-cytidine kinase 2. The transcript has 7 exons. Bases 222 to 995 code for a protein of 257 amino acids. The record is from RefSeq and is a predicted model, not a curated record. Gene Ontology annotation, cellular component: cytoplasm; cytosol. NCBI's taxonomy places the organism in Eukaryota, Metazoa, Chordata, Chondrichthyes, Orectolobiformes, Hemiscylliidae. Gene Ontology annotation, molecular function: ATP binding; kinase activity.